Molecule: messenger RNA, 1629 nt
Organism: Drosophila arizonae
Lineage: Eukaryota; Metazoa; Arthropoda; Insecta; Diptera; Drosophilidae
Source: RefSeq, a predicted model, not a curated record
AGGGAGAACAUUUGGGCAUCAUUCGAUUUUCAGAUUUUGCAACGAAGACGUCGCCAGCUUCGCUCUGCACCCAGUGUCCAGUUUCCAAGUCAAUCGAUCGUUCGUUCGUUCGCUCGCUCGCUCGCUCGCCUCACAUUUGGUGUUUCGUUUCCAGUCUUCGCUUGACUGUGCGCAGCCGCGACCAAUCUCUCAGCCAGCAUGCGCCUUCUAUUGGCCCUGGUGGCGGCGCUAGCUGCGGCCGGCGUCUCAGCGGAUGUCUCGCAUCUGGACACGGAUUUGCGAGAGGAUGGAUAUCAUUACAAGCAGCCGUCGCAGCCGUUUCCGCCGCCGCCCACGGGCAAUGGCAUUGAGGAUUCGGGCUUGAUUCCCGGACCGGCUCCCUCGGCACCGGAACCAUCGUAUGGCCCGCCGCAGACGCAGCCGCCGCGCCCACCACCGCAGCCUGUGCCAACAGCGCCCAGCCCUUCCUAUGGACCGCCGCAGACGGAGCCGCCACGCCCACCACCGCAGCCCGUGCCCACUGCUCCUGGUCCAUCUUAUGGACCACCCCAAACGCAGCCACCACGUCCUCCACCGCAGCCUGUGCCAACUGCACCAGGUCCUUCCUAUGGCCCACCACAAACCCAACCACCACGCCCACCACCACGGCCGGUGCCCACGGCUCCUGGUCCCUCGUAUGGACCACCGCAAACACAACCACCGCGUCCGCAGCCACAGCCACAGCCCCAGCCUACGGCUCCGGGUCCGUCUUAUGGCCCUCCUCAGACUCAGCCUCCACCACCACCUCCUGCUGGCCCGGAAUACCUGCCGCCUGAUCAGCCGCAGCCGCCUAAGCCACGUCCCACUCCUCAGCGCCCCCCAGCACCUCAGCCACGCCCAGAUUAUGGUCCGCCACCUCAGCCACCGAGUCCCCAACCACCAAGCCCCCAGCCCCCACGCCCGCAACAACCUGGCGCUGAGUACUUGCCCCCAUCUGGUCCGCCAGCACCACCCACCUAUCAGCCACGACCACCGACAUCUGCCCCACCAGCACCGCCCACCUAUCAGCCACGUCCACCGGCACCACCCACCUAUCAGCCACGUCCACCCGCACCACCUGCACCACCAGCACCUACACCCAGCUAUGUGCCACCUCCCGGACCCACUUAUCAGCCACGCCCUCCAGCUCCACCAGCUCCUCCAGCACCUACUCCUGGCUAUGGUCCUCCUCCUAGUCCUCCCGCACCGCCCACUUAUCAGCCACGCCCACCAGCACCGCCAGCACCGCCAGCACCCACCCAGGAAUACGGUCCGCCCCCAUCUAGCCCACCAGCGCCGCCCACUUAUCAGCCACGCCCACCGGCACCACCCGCACCACCCACAGACGCUGGCUCGCUGGGACCCGAUGGCUACAAUUACAACAAGCCUGCCAAGCCGUUUACCUUCUAAAUGCUGCCAACCGCAAAAGCACACACACACUCACACACACUUAUACACUCUUAGUAUUCUUAGCGUAAAGCAUUCUGGACCCAAUUGCUACAGCCCCCUCCCCCACACACCCACCCGCCCGACUUUUUAGGGUACACAUUGUAAAGAAACCUUUGUAAAGCGUCGCUUCCAAAUAAAGUAAAAUCUAAACACCAAAACCAA